AUGGAGCCAACCAUAGAGCAACCUCCUCCUCCGAAGAAUCAAGACGCUACCUCAAAUCGGUAUCCAAGCAUGUCGUAUAACGAGUACGAACAACAUCAUCAAAAUCAAAAACUACAUUACCCUUACCUCAUGCCGCAGCAGCAGCAACAACUUGGGGGCGUGGUGAGCUUUCCUUCACAACCGCUUUGCGACAAUCAAUCUUGGUCUCUAUAUGCUCCAGAAAUGGGUCAUGAAAUGCAUCCGAGUCGGGUUUAUGAUACUUAUUCAAUGUUACCUGUUAAUUCUUCAUCACAACCUUCCCAACUAAACCCAUAUCUCCAAACAAUUGGUCUCUCGCCACACUCUGCAACUCAGCAGAAUAUGCAGAACAUGGGCCAAGGGUAUUCGAAUUCGAGAGCCGAAAUACAUUCAAUUCCAAAUUACACAGGGUGGUUGUCAAGGAAGCGACAAAGGGUCAAUGAAUUGAAUGGAUUUAACGGACUUAAUACAAGACCUACAAUAGUGCAAGAAGCUCAUCAAGUUAAUCCCGACGCGACUAGCGAAUGCUGCAGCUCUUGUGCAAGUGGUUCGAUGUGUUCCGAAUCAGAUUGUACUCGAGAUUAUGUCGUUGCCACUGUUGCUUGCACCUCUCCGGAGUGCGAACAACCUGUCUGCACAUCCCCAAAGUGUGAUCCACCUAUUUAUACCGAACCUUGUAUAGGGGAUAGUUCUCUUGGUAGGCAAGCUUCGGUUGUCGAAGGAAGUCAUUUUUCCGAGAAAAUCUUUUCGUGUUGUGUUUCUCCAGUGUCUCGAGGAGCUGCUUCGCAAGCUUCCAUAUUACAACUCGAUGCACCUGGAUUUCCAACCUACCAAGCUCCACACCAGAUGUCGCAUGCCUCUGCACCAACAACACCAUCAGUGGCCAUGAACAUGGAAACGCCUCAUUUGGAUUCAACUGUCUUCCAAACUCCAGGACUUCAUAUGCAUCAACCAACAAACGAUACAGCUGAUUCCUCGCUUUCUGGUACUGGAAUGCGUUUCGGUGAUGGAUUGGAAAUGUUCAGUUGUAAUUGGCUGGACUGUGGACAGCCAAUGCAUGAUCAAAAUGAAUGGCAUAAACACUUUCAUCAAAAACAUAUCGACCCACAAUUCGUGUUCAAUUGUCCAAUACCUUCAGGAUCUUGUCAGAAUCCACUCGAUUCAAAUCCUUUGGAUCAUUUGCAGAUGAAUCAUGGCUUCAACCUCGAUGAAAAUAUCAAUGGGUUCUCAUGCCCUGCUCCUGAAUGUCUUCCUGGUGAGAUGUAUUGUGAUCCUUCAAUGUUUCAUAAUCAUUUGGAUCAAAUGCACGCUACACCACUUCAAGGGGAAUUACAGUGUCAAAUCGAUUCUUGUAACACUUUAUAUCAAGAUUCAAAUCAAUUCUUCAGUCAUUUAAACCAUCAUCAUAAUCUACCAAUUCCAAUGACCCCUAUUGAGGAGAUCAAUCUUUCAAAAAUACCAAUACAAGCAGAGGUAGAGGCAAAGGAAAGUGCAAAAGAAGAGUUCGCCCCGACAGCCAGAACCGAAGUACCAGAAGCAGAUAACCAUCUAUCUUGCAAGUGGUUGGUCAAGAACCAUAUUUGUGCUCGAGUCUUCACUUCAGAAGACGAUCUUCAGUCUCACGUCAAGGAUGCUCACUUGCCUGCUUUGAACAAAAUCUCUGGUUAUUUCUGUCAGUGGCAAGGUUGCUCUCGAAAACAGAAAAUGGGCUCUAGGGAUGGAUUUUCUCAGAGAGGAAAACUCGAAAGACAUAUGGCGAGUCAUACAGGGUUCAAAGAAUGUACAUGUGACUAUCCGGGAUGUGGAAAAACAUUCGCAGCAGCCCAAUCCUUAAAACAGCAUUAUCGUCUCCAUACUGGCGAAAAGCCAUGGAAAUGUAAAUAUUGUCCGAAAUCCUUCCCUCAACAAAGUGCAUGCACUGUUCACGAACGCAUCCACACGUUAGAAAAACCUCUCGUUUGCAGCAUUUGCGGAAAGACCUUUAGCGAAUCGUCGAAUUUAGCGAAACAUAGAAGGACACAUGGGGAGAGAGGUCAUUAUGAAUGUCCAGAGUGUCCAAGGACGUUUCAUAGGUUGGAUCAGUUAAAGAGACAUGGGGCGGUGCAUGAUAGGAGGAAUGAGAGAGCUGCUGGGGGAGUUGAAAGUGCAAGUGGUGGUGACGAUGGUGAUGAGGGGAAGAGUGAGGUUACAGAUAGUGUGGCGACGCGGAGUGUAUUUGAUGGGGUUAGUAUGCGGGGUGAUGAGGAUAAAUAA
Molecule: messenger RNA, 2271 nt
Organism: Sclerotinia borealis F-4128
Lineage: Eukaryota; Fungi; Ascomycota; Leotiomycetes; Helotiales; Sclerotiniaceae
Source: the annotation of a GenBank genome assembly